Molecule: messenger RNA, 944 nt
Organism: Aphanomyces invadans
Lineage: Eukaryota; Oomycota; Saprolegniomycetes; Saprolegniales; Verrucalvaceae
Exons: 4
Coding region: 80-910 (276 amino acids)
Source: RefSeq, a predicted model, not a curated record
CGGUGCUGUCGUGAAUCGUCUCGCCUGGACGCGGUAGGACAAUAGCAGGAAGGAGCGCUCCACCGAUCCUUGCGCGUCGAUGGGCAAGAGGCUGUGUGUCAAGCCUCCAGAUGCGCUUGGCACAACUCAAGGCGACGGCCACGAGUACCGUGGGAAACGCACGACUUUGCCACCCCACGAAUUCCACACAUGGAACUACAUUCAAGACCCCCGCAACGAGCUCCAUCCAGCGUUGGAGCUUGGUGUCCAGAGCACUCGCACGACGAAAUUCACGUCGGGGUUUUACCGGCGAUCGCGCACUGCGAUUGCGUCCGACAGAGAACGACUCGCUCACCAAGCUGAAAAGGACAGAGCCAGCACCAGCAACGCGGCCCACCGCCACGAACGUCUCGCCGCGCUCAACUCGUCCUACGACUACAACAUCCUCACAGGCACCUCGGGUGUUCCAAAAGUCAUCAAGCUCCCGCCUUGCCGCAAGUAUCUCGGCAGUGGCACCAGUGAGUUCCUCCAGCAUGAGGGGACAAUUCAGCUGCGUGAAUCCGCGAACCGAUUCUACAGCCAAUGGCGCGAAAACCCAGGGCGCGCCGAUAACUUGACGAGAGAGGGGUUGCGUGGGCAGAAGCAAUCGUCUGCGAUCGGAAUCGGGCGCAACGAGAUCAAGUCCCACGGGGCAGCUGACGCACUCAGCAAGUCUCUGUACAAACAAUGCGUUGAACACAACACAGCCAUCAAACUCGAAUACACCCACGUGAAACCUCCUCCACCCGUUCCUAAGGUCACCCAGGAGCGACCCAAAGUCCACCAGCCAUUGCAGUACCGCCCCAAGCCGUCGGCCCCAGCCUGGCUCCCCCCUGUUCACACGUCCACGAAACACCAGCAAGAUGUCGACAGUGUGCGAGCAUUGCGAUAAGCCACCGAAAACUACCUCCCCCUGUCGUCUUGUG